This is a messenger RNA of Anolis sagrei ordinatus, 2733 nucleotides long. It is a transcript of the gene REL, whose product is annotated as REL proto-oncogene, NF-kB subunit. Gene Ontology annotation, molecular function: RNA polymerase II cis-regulatory region sequence-specific DNA binding; DNA-binding transcription factor activity, RNA polymerase II-specific. Lineage: Eukaryota; Metazoa; Chordata; Lepidosauria; Squamata; Anolidae. Gene Ontology annotation, cellular component: cytoplasm. The record is from RefSeq and is a predicted model, not a curated record. Gene Ontology annotation, biological process: positive regulation of transcription by RNA polymerase II; innate immune response; canonical NF-kappaB signal transduction.
UCUCCAGCCAGCGCCGCCUCCCAAGGAGGGAGCCUCAAAACCUGCCCCAACCAGGAGGCACUCUUGCCCAGGAAGGAAGACACUCAGAAGACCAGCUGGAUCCCAGGAGAGGCACCCCAAGCCGGGCAAAGAGCUCUUCCCCUUCUCCACCAGGUCCAGGGAGGACAAGCCACCAUGGCAGGUGGUCAUGAGCCCUAUAUUGAAAUAUGUGAGCAACCCAGGCAGAGAGGGAUGCGCUUCCGGUACAAAUGUGAAGGGAGAUCAGCGGGAAGCAUCCCAGGAGAACACACAACGGAUAUCAACCGGACUUUCCCAUCUAUACAGAUUUUGAACUAUGUAGGAAAAAUAAAAAUCAGGAUCACAUUGGUAACCAAGACCGAGCCAUACCGGCCACAUCCCCACCGGCUUGUUGGAAAAGACUGUGAAAAUGGUUACUACGAAGCCGAAUUUGGUCCAGAACGCAGAGUGCUGAUUUUUCAGAACCUGGGCAUCCAGUGCGUGAAGAAGAGAGAGCUCAAGGAAUCCAUCCUCUUGCGAAUGACAAAGAAAAUCAACCCUUUCGGUGUAUCUGAAGAUCAGAUGCUGGCUGUUGAUGAAUAUGACCUCAAUGUGGUCCGGCUUUGCUUUCAAGCUUUACUUUGUGACAAACAUGGAAACUGCACAAUACCUCUUCCUCCAGUCAUCUCCAACCCUAUUUAUGACAACCGUGCCCCCAAAUCAGCAGAACUGAGAAUCUGCCGGGUGAACAAGAAUUGUGGAAGUGUGAAAGGUGGAGAUGAAAUUUUCCUCCUGUGCGACAAAGUUCAGAAAGAUGAUAUAGAAGUGAGAUUUGUCAUGAAUGAGUGGGAAGCCAAAGGAGUUUUCUCGCAGGCCGACGUGCAUCGCCAAGUGGCCAUUGUCUUCAGGACCCCUCCUUUUUACAAAGACAUCUCUGAACCCAUUACUGUGAAGAUGCAAUUGCGAAGGCCUUCAGAUCAAGAACUCAGCCACCCUAUGGACUUUAGAUACCUGCCAGAGGAAAAAGAUCCUUACGGCCACAAGACAAAAAAACAGAGGAUGCCAAUGAGUUUACAAAAGCUCAUCCAAGACUGUGGUCCCUAUGAGAAGUCUAAAGCUGGUUCCUUGUUCCAGACACCUUCCAGUGAAGGAAAGAUUAUUAAGAAAGAAGGGAAUCUGUAUCACCCUCAAACUGGAUCAGUCCCAAUGGAGAGAUCCAUGAACACUCUUCCAGCACAGCCAUAUUAUUCUCCUUCAAUAAACAACCACUGUCUCAAUGGGCACCCCGUCCCAAUGGGCCCCAUCAAGCAGAACGGAGCUCUGCCAUCAUGUUGGCGUUCCUCUGCUCCCUCCUUUGAUGGCUACCUGCCUGAAGGCAACUUCUCAGGAGAUAUGUUGGCUCCUGGUUUACAGAAUGGUGGCUCUCCAUCACUACAACAGGAGCAGAGCCUGAAUUGGGUGAACCAGAAGGACAAGAACUUCUACAGAACAUUCAUCAACACAAGGAAUGGCCCGGGGGCAUCGUUAUCAUCCCUGCCAUCAUCUUCACCACCAUCCACAACUCAACAAGACCUACUCAAUGUCUCCAAUACAGUUGCCAACCGCCCGUCUCACCCCGUCAACGUCACUGUGGCCAAUGGCCUCAGCAUGGAGAUGGAUGAUGCCAGAUGUUCAAGUGUAACCUUGGAAAAGGCCUCCUUUGCCCAGGUUUUAAAUGCAAAUUGUCAUGGGCAGCAAGUGCAACCCAUACCACAUCAUGGUACGUCAGCAGAAGCGGUUUGCAACUCAUCUUUGAAUUCCAUGUCCAAUGCAUACCAGUCGCUGCCCUUCUCUUAUCUGGAGAGCCUCAGUGAAGUGAGACCACCCAGCCAACCCGCUUUACAGAACUCAGGCAAUAUGUCCAACAAUCAGUACUUUAGUACGUAUUGCACCCAAGACGCAGAGCUCCUUAAUGCCUUUGAGGGCAGUUUUGAUGCCAUGCUUUAAAUUGUAUCAAACUUUCAGGUUGAGCUAAACAAAAAUGGCCAUGAGGUAUAUCAUGGUUUCUAUCAGUAGAAAAACCAGUUUUUCAUAUGACUGAAAUGGGAGAGGUCGUGUUUCUUUUCAGGUUACCUGUAUAUAUCAUGUUUAAACAAUAAUGUGGCUAUUUUAGGAUUGUGGAUUCAAGGAUGAUCAGAUAGCUUGAGAUAGUUUUUGUGCAUUUUUUGCUUUCUAAAAAGCAUCCCCAUGUUUGUAUUCAUGUGCUGCUGGGAAAACGUCGGUGGAGAAGGUUUACUUGGUUUUUUAAAUAACAUUUUAAAUGGUGUCCCGCUAACUCUUACUGGAUUGAAAACUAUAUUCAGAAUUUGUUUUGUGUGUUGAUAAAAGCCAGAUGGAUUCAGAAGUUGAUACAUUCCAUACAUCCCAACUUCUGAUUCCCCAUUUUUGUAUAUAUAUUUUUAAUUACCAAAAUCUCAUUCACAAUUAUAGUACACAAUUGCAGUAUAUAUCCCUCUCAUUAUAAGACGAUAAAUUUGCACAUAUUUAUUAGAUUAUAGUAUUUCAGCUGCAUAUACACUCUUUGUCAAAUAAGCUUUAACGCUAUACAUUUUCAGCAGAUGAAGAUGGACUUAGAUCAUAUUUGUUUCAGCUAUACAUUGGGACAGUAGGAUCAAUAGACCAAAUGGCCAGAGUUUUGGGUAGCCCCUAAAUCUAGUUCUGGUGCUGUUUUUGAUGGAACAGAUGCCAUUUUUUGUC